AUGUUCAGCGUUUCCAAACUCCUCUUCUCUGCUGCCUUAGCACUGGGCUUCUCCGCCGUUGGCAGCGAGGCCGCAUCGUGCACCCAUCCUUCCGUCAGAAGGGAAUGGCGCAAACUCAGCAUCCCUGAGCGUGCGGAGUUUAUUUCUGCAAUCAACUGUCUGGCUAGAUUGCCCCACACGGAUGCCCUCACACCGAGCGUCAACCGUUCGAUAUCCAAUAUCCCACCGGUCAACACUUCGGGUGGUUACUGGGAUGACAUCGUCUACAUCCAUAUGGAUCUCAAUACCAGGAUUCAUAACACGGGUCUCUUCUAUCCGUUCCAUCGGUUCUAUGUGAAUGCGGUUGAGACGGCAAUGAAAGAGCGCUGCGGAUUCACCGGUGCCUUCCCGUACUGGGAUUGGUCGAUUGACGCGCACGACGUGAAAAAUAGCCCUCUCCUGCGCGACCACAACCCCAUCAGCGGGCUCGGCGGGUGGGGCGACCCGUCCAAGGACUUCCAGGUGCGGAACGGCGGAUUCCGCCACCUCGAGGUCGUAUACCCCAUCCCCCACAUCAUUCGGCGCAACUUCACGCUCCAGCCAUUCCUCCCGUUUGCGAGCGUGCCGAUGUUCACGAACCUGACCAAGUACGCGAACGAGAGCUUCACGCCGGAGGUCGUGCGGGACCUGCUCGACUGGACCCCGGGCGACUUCGUCGGCUUCCAAGCCUCGAUGGAGUAUCCGGAGGGUCCGCAUGCGAGCGUGCACUUCAUCUUGGGAGGCGAUCUCUCUGGCGAGUGCCCGAAGGGCUCCCCGGCCGACUGCAUCCCGCAGCCAACCUUCUCUGCCAAUGAACCAAUCUUCUUUUUCCACCAUGCCAUGGUGGACAAGGUUUGGUCGGACUGGCAGAACAAGAACCCGGAAAACUUCUGGGCGUACAAGGGAGGCUCCGUGCAGAACCUCACGUCUGUACAGGCGCUGAAGGACUGGCCGAACGGUAUGGCCCCCGGGCUCACGCUGGAUUCGACCAUCCCUGCGGAUGGAAUGUUCCCUGAAGUCACCAUCCGGGACGUCAUGAACACGACUGGCGGAUACCUCUGUUAUGUGUACGAAUGA
This is a messenger RNA of Trametes versicolor FP-101664 SS1, 1095 nucleotides long. Its product is annotated as Di-copper centre-containing protein. Lineage: Eukaryota; Fungi; Basidiomycota; Agaricomycetes; Polyporales; Polyporaceae. The transcript is spliced from 9 exons. The coding region runs from base 1 to 1095 and encodes 364 amino acids. The record is from RefSeq and is a predicted model, not a curated record. Gene Ontology annotation, molecular function: oxidoreductase activity.